This is a messenger RNA of Rhineura floridana, 1074 nucleotides long. RefSeq names its product zinc finger protein RFP-like. Gene Ontology annotation, molecular function: zinc ion binding. The record is from RefSeq and is a predicted model, not a curated record. The transcript is spliced from 4 exons. NCBI's taxonomy places the organism in Eukaryota, Metazoa, Chordata, Lepidosauria, Squamata, Rhineuridae. The coding region runs from base 127 to 765 and encodes 212 amino acids.
UAUUCGUUCGCUCGAAAACGCUCGUGUUCACUUCUGUUCCUCGUGCGAGUGGACCGAGGUGCAAGAGCUACAGCAGCAGCGCCAAGGAGAUAAUUCUCCAUUUUACAUUGCAGUUCGAGGAAGAACAUGGCUGCUGCAAACCCCAGAAAGUGGCCUCAGAAUAAAGCAGUUUGCGCCCUUUGCCCAUAUGCUUUGCUAGUGCCAAGCAAGUUAGAUUGUGGUCACACCGUUUGCGGCCCCUGCAUAACCCAGUGGCAGUGGAUCGCUUCUGGAAAAACCCUUUGCCCUCUGUGUAAAAUGGCUGCCCAAGGACAGGAGAGCAAGCCAGGCAGGAAGCGGAUCAACUUUACGGAGGCAGUAUUACCACUGAAGGAUCAGAAGAGGAUGGAGGCCGAAGGGAGGAGAGCUGUGUGUUGGAUCCACAAGGAGCCCCUGGACCUCUUCUGCAAGGACGAUCAGGUCCCCGUCUGUGAGACAUGUAGCAUGUCCAGGGAGCACAGGAAGCACAACGUGGUUACCAAGAAGCUGGCUGGCCAAGAGUACACGGAUUGCGGUCGUAGAUCCCGUGAGAUGCCGAGUGAAGGAGAGAGAGAAGACAUGGUGGUGUACCGAUGGAUAGGAGGAGAUGAAAGCAAAGACCAGCCUGACCACAGUUGUAGCUCCCUUGAGAUGCUGAGUGAAGAGCAGAGAGAAGACAGGGUGGUGUAUAGAUGGGCUGGAAGAGACGAAAGUGAAGACCAGCCUGUACAUAUGUCUGCUCAGUGAAAAGUGAAGAAGGGGAGCUGCUGUGUUUUUGUUUGACUUUUAACUUCUAUAACAAUUUGCUGCAGUUCAGUACAAUGCAGUAUAUAUCAGAGGUGCAGUGUAGCUAGCUACCUAAAUCUAGUACCCUUCUGUCUUUCAGGUAUGCAGUACAGCAAGAGAAUUAUCAUCCAAAACAAAUUAGGAUAUUUAAAAAUAGGGAUGGUUCAUAGUCCUUCCUAUGUCAGCCAAAUCCAGAUGCAUGCUGCAGGCCCAGACCUGUUCUUGUGUGUUUUAUAUGUAUUUUCAAUAAAGUUAUUAGUCCUCAGUAAA